AUGGGUAAAGCACAGAAAAAGACAGGCAAGGGCCGGCUUGACAAGUACUACAAACUUGCAAAGGAGCAAGGUUACCGAGCUCGGUCCGCCUUCAAGCUCAUACAACUGAACAAGAAAUAUUCAUUCUUGGAGUCAGCUCGAUGCUGCAUUGAUCUGUGCGCUGCACCGGGUGGUUGGUUGCAGGUGGCGAGCAAGUACAUGCCAGUGAACAGUGUAAUAGUCGGCGUUGACCUUGUCCCCAUCAAACCCAUUCCUCGUGUCGUAACUUUUGCUUCGGACAUUACCACUCCCCAAUGUCGCAAUCUCAUCCGGAACGAGCUGAAGGAUUGGAAAGCUGACGUCGUGCUGCACGAUGGUGCACCGAAUGUCGGUACCGCCUGGGUGCAAGAUGCAUAUAGCCAGUCUGAGCUGGUACUCAUGAGCAUGAAGCUUGCUGCGGAAUUCCUCGUCAAGGGCGGGACUUUCGUCACGAAGGUUUUCAGAAGUGCGGACUACAACAACCUUAUCUGGGUGUUCAAGCAGUUGUUCGGCCGGGUUGAGGCGACGAAGCCGCCAUCAUCUCGAAUUGUGUCUGCGGAAAUCUUUGUCGUCUGCCGAGACUUCCUUGCGCCCAAACAGAUUGACCCCAAGUUCUUCGAUCCCAAACACGUCUUUAAGGACCUCUCUACCUCGCUUCCGGCUGAUGACGACAAGGGGACCUCGUCCAAGAAUUACCAAGCCAAUGUCUUCCAACCAGAGAAGAAACGGCGUAAUCGCGACGGCUAUAACGAUGGCGACUAUAUCCUGUUCAAAAAGUCCGGUGCAGCAGAGUUCGUACGAUCUCAAGAACCAAUCGCGUUCCUCGGCAGCGUGAACAAGAUUACAUUUGAGACGAACGAGGAGAAGGAGUGGCUAAUGUUGGACGUUACCACACCCGAUGUCGUUGCGAACUGCGACGAUCUGAAAGUGUUGGGCAAAGGUGAUUUCAAGACUUUGGUCAAGUGGCGGACGGCUCUUCGGGAAGAGCUCGGUCUGGAGGUCAAGACGAAGCCAACUGAAGAGGUCACUGAAAUUGUUGAGAUUGUCGAGGAGGUCGAUCAGGAAGAAGAGAUACAGAACGAGCUGGAGCGACUCCAUGCGGAAGCGGCAGCUCGUACCAAGAGAGAACGUCGGCGUGCCAACGAGAUCAGAACUCGUACGAUCCAGCGUAUGCAACUGCAAAUGACGGCGCCUCUCGAUAUUGGUUUGGAACAGAGUGACGCGGCGCUUCGAGACGGCCAAGAGGACAUCUUUGAUUUGAACGACGCUACCAAGCUUCUGAGAAGCAAGGGCGGGAUAAAGGGGUUUGUUAACGGGGAGGACGCAGACAGCGAGAGUAACAGCGAAGUACUAGGUGAAGACGAGGAUAACGAGCUGUGGGAUUCUGAAGAUGAGCGGGAUAAAAAGGUGACAGAACUUGAGGCAGAGCUGGAUGGGAUGUACGAUGCGUACAGGGACCGACUGCGAGAGCUGGACGCGAAGUACAAGGUGAAGGAGGCCCGGAAAAACAACAAGGAGCGAGAAGAAUGGCAGGGUAUCCGACAGGAUGAUGGCGAUGAAGGUGACUCAGACGAGGGGAGUGGGGACGAGGGCGGAUAUGAGCGAAUAGAAACCGCAAGGGCCAGAGCAGGGGAGGAUUCCAGUUCUGACGAGAGCGACGAAGAGACAGAGGAGGGGUACAACGUGGGCAGACUAAAGCGGAGAAGAGGUGAAGAGUCCGAUUUCACAGCGCCGGAGUCGAAAAGGGCACGAACCAUAGUGAAGCUGGACGAGUCCAAGUCGCACCUCAGUCAAGUCGCCAAAGUCUGGUUCAGCCAAACUUGUUUUACUGGCGCGGAGGAUGACAUGGCAGAGUCCGAAGAUGAGGAUGUUAUGGAUGAGGACAAGGAACUUGUUCCGGACGACGAGAGGCGAGAUGAGGUAGAUUCCAGUGAUGACAACGACUUCGAGGUAGUGCCUCAAGAUGAUGAUGACGAUGCCGACAUGUGGGACGUAGAAAACGGGAACGAGGAUGGUAUCAGGCAAGCACAAAUACAAAAGCAAGGUCUUCUCAGCGCUGAAGCCGUAACUAUCGCGCAGCAACUAGUCAACAGGGAAAAGACUCGAACGCAGUUGAUCAACGACGGGUUCAAUCGCUACUCUCUGAACGCCAAAGACGGUCUUCCGUCAUGGUUCCUAGAUGACGAGGAAAAACAUUACAAGGCAAACAUCCCAGUCACGAAGGAAGCCGUUGCAGCUCUUCGUGCGAAGAUGCGCGCACUCGACGCUCGCCCCAUCAAAAAGAUCGCCGAGGCCAAGGCUCGGAAGAAAUUCAAAGCGGCUCAGAGGCUGGAGAAAGCAAUGAAGAAGGCAGAGGGAGUGAACGCUACCGCCGACAUGACGGAGAGGGAAAAGGCGAAGCAGAUCGAGAAGCUAAUGCAGAAGGGUAUGUCGACGAAGAAGCAAAAGAAAGAAGUCAAGGUAGUCGUCGCGAAGGGUGCCCACAAAGGUCUGAAGGGAAGACCGAAAGGAAUUAAGGGUCGUUAUGUGAUGGUUGAUUCCCGAAUGAAGAAAGAGGUCCGGGCAAAGAAGCGGCAAGAAAAGGCAAGCAAAAAACGGAAGCACGCUUGA
Molecule: messenger RNA, 2628 nt
Organism: Sparassis crispa
Lineage: Eukaryota; Fungi; Basidiomycota; Agaricomycetes; Polyporales; Sparassidaceae
Product: AdoMet-dependent rRNA methyltransferase SPB1
Exons: 10
Coding region: 1-2628 (875 amino acids)
Biological process (GO): maturation of 5.8S rRNA from tricistronic rRNA transcript (SSU-rRNA, 5.8S rRNA, LSU-rRNA); maturation of LSU-rRNA from tricistronic rRNA transcript (SSU-rRNA, 5.8S rRNA, LSU-rRNA); rRNA methylation
Cellular component (GO): preribosome, large subunit precursor; nucleus; nucleolus
Molecular function (GO): rRNA (guanine) methyltransferase activity; rRNA (uridine-2'-O-ribose)-methyltransferase activity
Source: RefSeq, a predicted model, not a curated record